Molecule: messenger RNA, 5310 nt
Organism: Impatiens glandulifera
Lineage: Eukaryota; Viridiplantae; Streptophyta; Magnoliopsida; Ericales; Balsaminaceae
Product: ENHANCER OF AG-4 protein 2-like
Exons: 12
Coding region: 374-4933 (1519 amino acids)
Biological process (GO): regulation of transcription by RNA polymerase II
Cellular component (GO): nucleus
Molecular function (GO): transcription coregulator activity; double-stranded DNA binding
Source: RefSeq, a predicted model, not a curated record
AAGCAAGCCAAGGUAAUUAAUUUACUAUAUCGCCCCUUCCCAUCGCGCCGGGCUUUCAUCAUCCCAUUCUCUCUCUAUAUUUCUCUCUCACCGACCGCCUCAAUCCCCCAUUCUACUUCGUUUCCUGCAACUACCAUCGUCUGGACUCCAAUUCCAAUUGCAUAAUCUUUUUUAAACCAUUGCGCCCAGUUGAUUCAAUACCAUGAUACCAAAGCUAGUGGGCGGCUCGCUAACCGGCCUCACCCGCCGGUAAGGAGCCGCCGUCUUAGCUCAUCUUUUCCUCUCUCUCUAGGGUUCUUCUUUCUUACUCAAUUGCUCCACUUCGGCAUCAAUCAAAAGACCACAAUUUUACUGUCCUACCGUUAUCGACGAUAUGGCUCCAUGGCGUAGAAAGGGGGCCAAAGGAGCAAAUGCGACUAGCGAGUUAAGCUUGGGUGAUCUUGUCCUUGCUAAGGUUAAGGGCUACCCCUUUUGGCCUGCAAAGAUUAGCAGACCUGAGGACUGGAAACGAGUACCUGAUCCUAAGAAGUACUUUGUUCAUUUCUUUGGAACAAAUGAAAUAGCUUUUGUUGGUCCAACAGAGAUACAGGCAUUUACUAGUGAGACAAAGGAGAAAGUCUCUGCGAAAUGUGAAGGUAAAGCAGUUAAAGAAUACUUUGCCUUAGCCGUGGAGGAAAUUUGCAAGGCAUUUGAAGAGCUACAGAAAAAAAAAAGUAGUGGCCCUACAAUUGAAGUGGAUAGAUCAGCUUCUGAAUCCUCUAGUGUUCCACAAAAUGAUGGACUGGAAACUGAAGUAGCAGAGAACAUGUCAAAAAUUGAAACUGGUAAAGAUGGAGAAUAUGAGGCUGGACUCCAAGUUAAUGAUUAUAGUGCAAAAAGUCAAGGUGAUACUGGUAAUGAACUUGUGACACCUAAGGCUUGCAAUGAUGAUGUUUCAUGUGUUAAUCAUGAAGAAAAACCUUACAACAAGUCUUUAACUAAUGGUCACAAGUCCGAAAAAAGUGUAGCACGGCCAAACAUGAAAGUGGAACACGUUGCUAAACCAAAGAAACAUAUGAGCUCCUCGAAGGGAACAUCACGAAAGCUUGAGACUAACAACCAUGUCAUAGAACAUGAUAAUGAUAAGAAACCAAAAGCAUUGCCUAAACCUAAUGACGCGGAAGAAUGUUCCAAAAGGCAGACCAAGGACCAAGAACCUGAGUCUGAAAAGGAUGUUGAUCAUGAACUUCGCAAACGUAAGAUGGUAUCAAAUGAAAAGUCAUACCCUACUAAACGAUUGAAAGCGAGAGAGACUGUGGAAACUAAUAUCAAAGUGUCUCCUCAAGCAAUAAAAAAGAGUAAUGCUGGAAGUCUCAAAGUUGUUGAAAAGAAGGCAAAUGAAUCAGAACUUAUUUCAUCUCGAGGAAUAAAAAAGAGUAGUACUGGAAAUCAGAAAGGUCUUGAAAGGAAGGUAAAUGAAUUAGAACCGAUGUCUCCUCAAGGAAUAAAAAAGAGUAGUACUGGAAAUCAUAAAGUUCUUGAAAAGAAGGAAAAUGAAUCAGAAUCGAAACGAUCUGCAUCGCACAUCAAGACUGUAAGUAAACCAUCUGGGAUGCAAGCCAAUCACAUUUCUUCCAAACUUGCAAGAACAGAAGAUUCUGUACCAUCAGGGAAGCACCAUCAACGAAUGUUGGAGGCAUUGUCAAACUCUCCUGCUGCUAAAGAAGGGACACAAACCAAAAGUACUUCCCUUUCAUUGAAAGAUGAUGUAUCACAUUCCAAGAAAGUUAAAUCUCCUGUUAAUAAGGUACAAGCAAAACGAAGAGCUGUUCGUCUAGAUGAAGAUGAUGAAGAGGAGCCAAAAACUCCAGUUCAUGUUGCUAAAAAAAACCAGUCUUCUCAUCUAUUUUCCAGAGACACUGUUGAAGUACGAAAUAAGAUCCCUGUGUGUGAUCAACCUGGUCGUAAAGUUUCAACUGGGAUUGACAAUGCUCUUUUGAAAGACUCUGCAAAGUUGCACUGUGAAAGUUCAGUAACCAAUCCUGAGCAGUCUGGAGUACAAAGGCAUGAAGGUCCUUUCCAGAGUCAUGAAAAGCCGGAAUCUGACAUGCCAAUCUCUAAACAACCAAAUCUAUUAUUUGCAUCCCCUGAUAAGUCUUUCACUGACCAGUCUGCGAAGAAGAGCCUUAUUAGGACUCCUAAGAUGAUCCCUGUGUGCGAUCAACCUGGUCAUAAUGUUUCGACUGGGAAUGACCGUGUUCUUUUGAAAGAAUCAACAACCAAUCCUGAGCAGUCUGGAGUACAAGUUAAAGAAGAUCCUUCACAGAGUCAUCAAAAGCCGAAGUCUGACAGGCCAUUCCCUAAACAACCAAAUAUAGUAUUUGCAUCCCCUGAGAAGAGUCUUUACAGGACACCUGCUUCACAUGUUUCCUGCAGUCCUGGAAAAGUAGAGUCAAAGACUAUGGUUUCAGAUGUAAGCAUGCCUGGAUCAGAUUCCCCUAAGGUAUCUUCUCAGUCUGGUGUUAUGGUUAAGACAGUUUUAGAGAUGGAGAAAUCCAGCAAACCUGCAGUUAAAGUACCUCAGUUAGGAGCUCGAAAAAAAAUUGAAACUGUAUUUCGUAAGCCAACGGGUGUGGUUUCUGAUGGCUUGAAUAGUUCUCCCAGCCAGGCUGGUAUACACAGAAGUAAGACCUCUUGUACUGGAGAAAGAUUGCAAAAUACUCCAAAGUCAGUUACUCAGGUCUCUGACUUGACUGUUCUUCCAGGAUCCAUGAUGGACGAUUUGCAUUUUUCUGGUGAAAGGUCAGAAGCUGGCAGAGAUGAUAAAAGUGGCUUUUCAGUUGAUGGUAAAGUAGCAGAUUCCACCUUCUCCAUGAAGGAUCUAAUUGCUGUUGCUCAGAAAAAAAGACGACAAUCUCACUCACAACACCUUGUCCAUGGGAAUACUUGUUCUAUCUCAACAACUUUAGCGGAUGUGCCUGCUAUAAAUCCUAGUCCAUCCAACAAGCCUCUGUCAGGUGCCAAAAACUUGGUACUUCCAGAUACACGUAUGUCAACAACUUCUCCUUAUCAUGAUGAGUUUCCACCAAAUGAUGAACCUGAGAUAUCUCAACAUGAAAAAAGGAGAGUCAUUUCUGAAAGUAAGCUUGCCGGGGAUUCACUUAGUGGUGGUACCGAGGCAACUGUUUCACGUGAUGCUUUUGAAGGAAUGAUAGAAACAUUGUCAAGGACUAAAGAAAGCAUUGGUCGUGCAACCCGUCUUGCAAUAGACUGCGCGAAAUAUGGUGUUGCCAGUGAGAUAAUUGAACUUCUCAUCCGGAAGCUGGAGAGUGAAAUCAGAUAUCACCGCAAGGUGGACCUCUUAUUUUUGGUGGAUUCAAUUACUCAGUGCUCUCACAAUCAUAAAGGGAUUGCUGGAGCAUCAUACAUUCCUGCAGUUCAAGCAUCAUUACGUCAUCUUGUAAGAGCUGCUGCCCCUCCUGGAGCUGCUGGUCGUGAAAAUCGUCGUCAAUGUCUAAAGGUUUUGCGGUUAUGGCUUGAAAGAAGAAUCUUACCCGAGCCACUUAUUAGGCAAUACAUUGAUGAGAUUGUACUUUCAAAUGAUAAUACUCCUGCUGGUUCAUUCCCUGGCCGUCCAUCUCGAGCUGAACGAGCUGUUGAUGACCCAAUCAGAGAAAUGGAAGGGAUGCUUGUUGAUGAAUAUGGAAGCAAUGCCACGUUUCAGUUGCCUGGUUUCUUUCCUUCGCGUGUAUUUGAAGAAGACGAAGAUGAUGAAAUUCCUACUACUAGUUUAGCCAAGGAAACUGGCAAUGCAGAACCAAUGAAGAAUACCUUUGAUGCAACAGAGUCUGAAACUUAUACAUUUACUCCAAAUGAUAGACGCCAAUAUAUAUUGGAAGACGUGGAAAUGGAAGAUGUCUCUGGGCACCCAAGGAAUGAUAAUAGCACCUCUUCUUCUGUUGAUGAUUCAUUUAUUACUCCUUCCUUAAAAGAAGGUUCGGAUAGGAUCUUGGAAGAAGGAACAGUCAACUUGAGCCUUUCCCCUCAAAGCUCGCCACCACUACCUUUAGAUUCUCCUCCCCUUACACCUCCUUUGCCUCUCUCCCCUCCACCAGAAUCCCCUCCUCCAUUACCUUCAUACCCAUCAUCUCCCCAACCUCCAUCUCAACCGCCACCACCACCGCCACCACCUCCACCACCAGUGCAACAUGUGAUUCUUCCGCCUCAUUCAGGUCUUACCUCAUCAUUUUUGGAUCAGGCAUCAUUGCCACCAGAGGUUUCUUCUCUACCACUUCAAUACCAUCAAAUGAAGGCUUCCAAUCCAUCUCCUCCAACUUUGAGUUAUCAACAACUUCUAUUGCUAACCAAUGCUAAUCAACUUGUCCACAUGUCAGCAAAUAAUACCUCUCAUGGUGGUCAGAUUGAUUCUGUUGGUAGAAGUGAUAUAUUCUCACAACAAUCACAUGAAGCUGCUGCUGGUGUAGUAGAUUAUGGUUUAUAUAGCCAUUCUCAGGCUUCACAACAAUAUCAACCUAUUGAUAUCCCCCCCUUCAUGCAAAGACACCCUCCUCCUCCUCCUCCUCCCAUACAUCAGAAUCUAAGUGCUCAUUUCUCAUAUACAACGUCUACAAUUCACCAACAUCCUUUUCCUCGACCAUAUUCACUAUUGAAUCUUCCCGAUGGUCCAAGGCAAUAUGUUAUUCCUGCAAAAAAGAGGAGAAGACAAACAAAUGAGUUUAACUUGGAUAGUCAACGAGGUUUAUGGAUGAAUGGAGGCAGCAGACCUUCAUCAUACCAGGAAGGCUAUUUCGGUUCCUCAAAUAAUGCUGGUUUUCAACAUACUGGCUCGAGCACACUACCAGUAGCAGCUCCGGUUCAAGGUCCAGGAGUUCCUCAGAUGUUAGGAACGAGUAGACCAGAUAUGUCUUCUCUUAACUGUUGGAGGCCUGCUUAAAGCAAAGUGGAGAUGCUUUUAUCUUUUGUGCCAUGUUGUGACAAAGAAGAAGAUGAUUUCUUACUGCCCCAAAAGGAAGAUGGAUCCCCCGAUUAAACAACUUUGACCUACACCUAAAUGAAGGUAUUUUAGAACAAUAUGAGAGACGUCGUUUUGAAAGGUAUCAUGUUCUUUCCUGACAAGUGCGUCUGGUGAAUUUUUCGCCUUUGCAAUUCCCAACUAAUCUUUUAGCAUAUUUUCUGUUUAAAAACUGUAACUAUAUACUUGUGAUUUAUAUAUAAUAUAUUAGGAAUAGGGAUUUGAUUGUACAUAUAAGAUCAUUUUCUCAAGAUGAUUGACCUAACCUUUACAUGAAUCUCCUUCAGCUAUUAGUGUUA